Messenger RNA from Fusarium musae, 693 nucleotides. RefSeq lists its product as uncharacterized. The transcript has 3 exons. Gene Ontology annotation, cellular component: membrane. The record is from RefSeq and is a predicted model, not a curated record. NCBI's taxonomy places the organism in Eukaryota, Fungi, Ascomycota, Sordariomycetes, Hypocreales, Nectriaceae. Bases 1 to 693 code for a protein of 230 amino acids. Gene Ontology annotation, biological process: amino acid transmembrane transport. Gene Ontology annotation, molecular function: amino acid transmembrane transporter activity.
AUGGCAUACCAACGCGAGUUCGAGAUGCAAGCCCUCCCGCCCUCACCAAAAUCACGAAGCCCCGAACCAGAACCCAACGACUCUUCAGCAUGGAAUCGUCUCAUCACAAGCUUCUCCCGCGCCCCAUCGCGCCAUGACAGCCUGAGCAGCUACAACAGCUACGCCUUCAACGGGCGGCUGUUCAACAUGAGCAAAGCAAACUACAACUCUGCCAACACAGCGCUGGCGCGAGAAUUAAAGAACCGGCACUUGCAGAUGAUUGCGUUCGGCGGAUCUAUCGGAACGGGUCUUUUUGUCGCGUCGGGUGUUGCGCUGUAUCGUGGGGGACCUGUUUCGCUGCUUCUGGCGUUUAUCAUCAUGGGUGCUAUGCAGUUCUUUACGAUGCAGGCGCUGGGGGAGUUGAGUGUUGCGUUUCCGUAUCUCAUUGUGCUGCCACUUGAGAUUAUUGCAGGAGCAUUUACGACGAAUUACUGGAAUCCCAACGCCAGCAAGAGCAUUUUCAUCGUUCUCUUCUUCAUUCUCAUCCUCGGUAUCAACCUUCUCGGGGUGAAGGGCUACGGCGAAGCUGAGUUCGUCUUCUCAGCCGUCAAAGUCACAGCCAUCGUUCCCCAGAAGGAGACUACAUCGGUUUCACACGGUGGCAAAACCCCGGCGCCUUUCACAACGGCUUCAGAGGCUUCGCAAGCGUUUUAG